GCGGCUGUUAGCUGAAUGUGAUGAGAACGGCGAAGAAGAAGAUGGCUUCUGCUGCCACCAUCGCUGUGUUUCUGCUCUGUUGCUUCAUCACUGCCUCCACAGGCUCUCAGGAUGAUUGUGUGUACGCUGCAACAGGAUCAAGCUUUACUGUGUCACUUAGAUACAAGUUAAAGGAAUCAGAUAGGCUGAAAUGGUUCAAGGACGCAAGGGUAGUCUUUUAUCGCAGAGGGAAACAGGUGAUCUUAGGGAAAAAUAAUGAUGUUGAUUCAACUGGAUCACUAAAGCUGACACAACUCACCAAAGACAUGUCAGGACGAUACAGACCAGAGGUUACCAAUGAAGAUGGAAUAAAUGUGGGAAAUCUACCAAGCAUGCAUUUGUGUGUAUUAGACCGUGUGCAGAAGCCCAAAGUGACAAUGACAUGUACAGGCGAUAAGACAAAAGUCAGUUUUACUUGCAGUGUUGGUCAGAAUGACAAGAUUCAAUGGUUUAUGGAUGGUAAACAGUUGGCAGAAAAAGGGAAGACGGUGAUGAGAGUAGCCAAAGACGUGGCAAACGCCCAUUUCUCUUGCAAUGUUUCUAACCCCGUCAGCUCUGAGAUCAGUCUGCCUGUUCAACAAAUCUGCUAUAAGCCCAUUUUCUCUGAAACAAUAUUUGGAAUUAGCAUCUGGGUUUUAGUGGGUGGUGGAGCAGGUAUUGUUCUGAUGUUGAUCCUAAUUGUCAUCGUUUGUUGUAUCCGGAUCAGACGAAAAAAGCAUGUGCGAUUAAACGAUGAAAGGGAGCUUUAUUUGCAGUGGAGCAAUCAAGAACAGGAACAGCCUGAUUAUUAUGACCACCGCUACCUGCAGCAACUACCUGGCAAUACCAGCAAUAUGGCUGAAAACAGCAACUCGCCGAGCAACAUCCCGAAACCUGGCAUCUGUACACACUGUGGUCUGAAGAGAGACGGCUUGAAAUAAUACAAUCCCCAUCAUCCAGCCUCAGUGUUAAAGUCAUUUAUGCUUUUCAGCUUCGUGUUAAAUGGAUAAACUGGCUGCACACAACAAAUUGGCAGAUUAAAGGAAAUGACCUCAAAUACACAGUCUGAAUAAAUAAUAAUCAGCAUGUGGUUGACAUGAAGUGACUAAACCAGAUGUACAAACCUUAUUCUGAAAUACCAGCUGAUUAUCAAGAAUUUAUCGAACUAAAACACCAUCAAAACAUCUCCAGACUUUGUUGUUUUGUAAGUAGGUUAAAAAAAAUUUACCCAGAGAAAGUGGGACAUACAGGAAGUCAGACUGUUUACAUCUUCUGUAGUAACUCAGGCCGUACAAUGUGGUCGCCUUUGUAAAGAAUGACUGUUUAAUCUUUGUGUCAGUACAUUAAGAGCUUUCUGCUGUCUUUGCUCCUUGUUUUGAAGGAAAAUAUACUCUUCUCGAGGGGAAGGGUUCAUGCUGUAUAUUUACUGUGAGAGUGAAAGUUCAGGACUUGCUUAUUUUCAUGUUGUUUUUCUUCUUUCAGAUUUAAAGAUUACCACAACUGUGCACUGGACAAUAUAUUUGUUGCUGCUUCUGUACCACAUGCAGGACGUAUAUAAAAUCGAUAUAAUCAAAGUUCAGAUCAUGUGCAGAUGCUUGCAGUGAUUAAAAAGUGCACGUGGAAGUCAUAAAUCACAUUUAUAGUAGUAGAACGUGUGGGCCGACUCCCAAAACCCUUCCAGUGAUUCCCUUCACUGUAAAACAUCAAACUCCAGGUGUGAUGUGAAUUGUAAAAUGUCACAACUGUAUAUUUCUGGAUUUAUAAUUCAUUCAUUAUUACAGAGAGCUCUGCUGUUUAUGACACACAGUCUGACAUUGUGUCCAGUCAAAGACCCUCAUGAGGCUAUAUAUAAAUCUCCAGUAAGUUUUCCUCAACCUCACCAUUACCUCAGGCUGAUUCUCCAUCAGAGACGUGACGCUCUGGGUAUUUAAAGCCAAAAAAUAUAAAUUAGUCAGUAUUUUG
This is a messenger RNA of Pelmatolapia mariae (spotted tilapia), 1980 nucleotides long. RefSeq names its product T-cell surface antigen CD2-like. The coding region runs from base 21 to 959 and encodes 312 amino acids. The record is from RefSeq and is a predicted model, not a curated record. The transcript is spliced from 7 exons. NCBI's taxonomy places the organism in Eukaryota, Metazoa, Chordata, Actinopteri, Cichliformes, Cichlidae. Gene Ontology annotation, cellular component: viral envelope; cell-cell junction.